Molecule: messenger RNA, 321 nt
Organism: Gaeumannomyces tritici R3-111a-1
Lineage: Eukaryota; Fungi; Ascomycota; Sordariomycetes; Magnaporthales; Magnaporthaceae
Exons: 1
Source: RefSeq, a predicted model, not a curated record
AAAGCCUUUAAAACAAAAAUAAUAUCGGAACCGCACAAAAGGACCCUAAAGGACAUAAAUGUUUUAGCCUUUAAAAAGCCGGUUAUUUGCUUUAAAUACGGGCAGUUAGGCCAUAUCGCUGCAGCAUGCAAAAUACGAACGGAUAACCCGGAAACCCCGUUGGCCCUAGCAACCAUACAAAGGGCGAAAGGGAAAAGGCCCGAGGUACGGUAUUACGGGUAUAAAAAAUUGGGCCAUAUCCGGCCGGCAUGCCCUAAAAAAAGCAAAAUAUCGCUAUUUAACUCGAUACCGCUAUUUGGCCGUUUAAAUACCGGGGCCUAA